AAGCGGGUUCUUGGUCUGGAGGUAUAAAUACCAGCGUCUCCCCUGAAGAAUCUGAGAAAAGGAAGACUGAGGCCAACGGGAGGUUCUGCUCACGGUGCCACGAGAUGCCAGAGACAUGUGAUAAGAGUGUAAGAUGUGGACAGAACCAGGUUCAACCACAGCAUGACAACAUCAAGCACCGGGAGGGACCACGCCCUCCUCCUCCUCCUCCUCCUCUUCCUCCUCCUCCUCCUCCUCCGACCGGAGAAGCGGCGUCACCGCCUGCCUCAGGAAGUCAGCGGUGGGGAAGUAUGGACGGCAUGAGGCUGAAGCAGCAGAGACCAUCGGUUCUGCGUCAAGUUUCCCAAACAAUAUUCAGACGACAACACGGCCAUCCAGAGAGCAGUGCAGCCAUCUCUAUUUGCAAGGAAGAGGUGGAUGCAAGCCAUCUUCCCUCGUCGUCUUCACCACACAUGGACUCCUCUCCCAGAGCAGCCCAUCAGUUCCUCCCCUCAAGGACAGAUGGCCCCAGGCAGAACUUCAUCGAGGCCAGGAUUCAUGAUGGCAUCAACGACGGGACGAGCGCUCUGUUUGUGAGCGGCCUCUGCCGCUGGCCCGGCUGCGACGCCGUCUCUGAAGAUUUCUCUAGUUUCCUAAAGCAUCUCCAUUCAGAACACAGACACGGGGACAGAAGCAUUGCUCAGUGGCGGGUCCAGCAGGACAUCGUUCAGUGCAUGGAGAGCCAGCUCAUUCUGGAAAAACAGAAACUCAUUGCGAUGCAGCUUCAUCUGUCUGAACACAAAUACUCUGAUUUGAAGGCAGCUUCAGAGUGGCCGUACAGCCUCCCUUUGUUCCUGCCCCAGCCUCAUGUGACCGACGGAGUCCAACAGUGGGGCAUUAAGCGUCUGGAGGACCUGGUCCAACCCGGCUACAGAGCAGCCGGAUCUGCCCUUCCUCUGCCAGAGUUGGUCGCCAGCAUGGAGUGUUACAAGUACAACAACAUCAGGCCUCCGUACACCUACGCCUACCUGAUCCGAUGGUCUAUCCUGGAGUCUCCAGACAAGCAGCGCACUCUGAACGAGAUCUACAACUGGUUCACCACCAUGUUCUUCUACUUCAGACACAACACUGCUACCUGGAAGAAUGCAGUACGUCACAACCUGAGCCUUCACAAGUGUUUUGUGCGAGUGGAGGGAGGAAAAGGAGCAGUGUGGACAGUGGACGAAAGAGAGUACCAAAGAAGGAAGGGACAGAAGUAUCACAGGGACUGUCCUGUGAAGUGGCUCACAUCCUGCUCCACGUACAGCCCCGAGGACCCCUGAACACCACCUGAGCUGCUCCUUGGCUUCAGCAGCUGGAGCCACAUCCACAUGUGCUGGAGAACCACAUCAAGAAAUGAAGAAUCUGUACAUUUGUUUGUUUAUAUGUUUUAUUAUUUUCCAAAUGACUUGAUUAAUGUGACUGUAUAAUCUGUAAUGAGACAGUAUUUUGUAACCAAACCGGGCAGCUUCUGGUUUUUGUACUUUGUAAAUCCAACAGAACCGCAGCAGAAUAAAUAACGGUAGCGUUUGUGGGUGUUUGGUCAUUAUGCUGGUUUUACCGUUUCCAGAUCUGACAGUUUGUUUCAGCGAGCAGGUUAGUAGGUCGGAUAUCUCUGACAUGGGUUGUUUCCAUCCUCCUGUACUGUCAUCUGCUCUUUAAACUUAGAUGUAGACUUUCACAAAAACAAUAUUAAAAUGGGUCAGUACCUUCUAA
Messenger RNA from Stegastes partitus (bicolor damselfish), 1734 nucleotides. RefSeq names its product forkhead box P3b (gene foxp3b). Gene Ontology annotation, molecular function: RNA polymerase II cis-regulatory region sequence-specific DNA binding; DNA-binding transcription repressor activity, RNA polymerase II-specific. The record is from RefSeq and is a predicted model, not a curated record. Gene Ontology annotation, biological process: regulation of transcription by RNA polymerase II. Gene Ontology annotation, cellular component: nucleus. The transcript has 13 exons. The coding region runs from base 105 to 1301 and encodes 398 amino acids. Lineage: Eukaryota; Metazoa; Chordata; Actinopteri; Pomacentridae.